Messenger RNA from Cariama cristata (Red-legged seriema), 651 nucleotides. It is a transcript of the gene MSI1, whose product is annotated as musashi RNA-binding protein 1. Lineage: Eukaryota; Metazoa; Chordata; Aves; Cariamiformes; Cariamidae. The annotation marks the transcript as partial. The transcript has 5 exons. The record is from RefSeq and is a predicted model, not a curated record.
GUUAUCCAGGCUUCCAAGCUGCCACCUACGCGAGUCGAAGUUACACUGGCAUUGCACCUGGCUACACUUACCAGUUCCCUGAGUUCCGUGUAGAGCGGACCCCUCUCCCGAGUGCCCCCGUCCUCCCUGAGCUCACAGCAAUCCCCCUCACUGCGUAUGGACCAAUGGCGGCAGCAGCGGCUGCGGCGGCCGUGGUGCGAGGGACAGGUUCCACCCCCAGCCGCACCGGUGGAUUUCUGGGUACCACCAGCCCCGGGCCGAUGGCAGAGCUUUAUGGAGCUGCCAACCAGGACUCAGGGGUCAGCAGUUACAUCAGCGCUGCCAGUCCAGCCCCGAGCACUGGCUUCGGCCACAGCCUAGGGGGUCCCUUGAUUGCAACAGCUUUUACCAAUGGGUAUCACUGAAGCUGGGGACCAAGGAGGCAGGAGGUAAGAGAGCUUCGAACAGGAACGGGUAAUGAGAGAAGUUCUGAGCUGGCCCCUCUGCUUGGGCUCUUGGCAGGAGCUGUGGAUGCUGCUGUGAGGCUCGCUGGCCUGACCCAGCCUGUGAGAGGAGUCCUGUGGCCAGCCUGGGGCUCUCUUCUGCACCAGAGGCUUGGCAGGUUGGGUUCCUACCUUACGCUCCCCAGGCUGGGAGUGCUGUGGAGAGGUC